AGCCUCCGUUUGUGAAAGUGCCGAGACAUGUGCAUACAUAUCACAUAUGUACUAACUCACACAUGAUACACGGCAACUCGUUGAGAAGAAUCGCCCUCCACGACCCCGGUAUCUUGCUUUUGAAUCGUUUCUCGUCGGCGAUAAAAGCAGAGCUGAAGAGUCAAGAAAACCGUCCGGAGAAAAGUUCUAUUUGAGGUUACAAACAUGUCAAGUUUUCUCGUCCGCAAGUCCCUCGUUGGGUCUGUAAAAACCCUGAAGAGUCUCUCGCAAUUUGGAAUUGUUCCUGUGAGGAGGUUGAAUUUGCUGGAAUACCAGAGUAAAGAGUUGCUGCGCGACUCCGGAGUUUCGGUCCAAAACUUCGCUAUUGUUGACGAUUUACAGAAAACACCCAAUGCUCUGGAGACCUUGCAUGCCGAGGAGUAUGUAGUGAAAGCUCAGGUCUUGGCUGGAGGUCGAGGAAAAGGAUGGUUUGACAAUGGCUUCAAGGGUGGUGUUAAAAUCACCAAAGACAAGAAAGCAGUGGCAGAAUAUGUGAAAAGCAUGCUGGGCCAUCGUUUGAUUACAAAGCAAACUUCCAAAGAUGGAAUCCUAGUUCAAAAAAUUAUGAUUGCAGAGUCUGUAGAUAUCACUAGAGAAACAUAUGUUUGUAUACUCAUGGACAGAUCACACAAUGGACCUGUUCUGAUAGCGUCCCCUGCUGGUGGCAUGGAUAUUGAAGCUGUGGCAGAAAAAACUCCAGAGCAGAUUAAAACUAUACCUCUAGAUAUCUACACUGGUAUUGAUGAUGAGAUUGCAAAGGAAGUGGCAGAAUUUUUAGGUUUCAAAGAGGAAAAACUCAAACAAAAAGCCGUCUAUGAAUUGAAAAACUUGUGGAAACUGUUUGUUGAUAUUGAUGCUCUUCAGGUUGAAAUUAAUCCUCUGGUUGAAACUAAAGAUGGAGAAGUUGUAGCUGUGGAUGCCAAAAUAUCAUUUGAUGAUAAUGCAGAAUUCAGGCAGAAAGAUAUCUUUGAUUUGGAAGAUACCAGUGAAAAAGAUCCAAGAGAGGUGGAUGCCUCCAAGUUCAACUUGAACUACAUUGGAAUGGAUGGAAAUAUUGGAUGCUUGGUAAAUGGAGCUGGACUUGCAAUGGCAACUAUGGAUAUUAUCAAACUGAAUGGUGGAACUCCGGCCAACUUUUUGGAUGUGGGUGGUAGUGUGAAGGAAGAUCAAGUUUAUCAAGCAUUUAGAAUACUUACUGAAGAUCCGAAAGUGCAGUCGAUUCUUGUUAAUGUUUUUGGAGGUAUCGUUAAUUGCGCCACAAUCGCUAAAGGAAUAGUGUCCGCUGCGCGUAAUUUGGGUCUUAAAAUUCCCCUUGUUGUUAGAUUGGAAGGCACAAACGUAAACGAAGCCAAAAAGAUCAUUGCCGAGUCCGGCCUGCCGAUUUUGACGGCCAACGAUCUGGACGAAGCUGCGAAAAAGGCAGUUGCCUCGAUCAAAAAAUUGCAAAGUGAAGAAGGGCACAAUGACCUGAAGCUCAAAAUGUCGCAAUAGUUCAAUACGUUCCUUUAACAUGACUAAAGACUGGCAUAUCAUUCCCGUGAUCAUGUUCAUGGAUCAUCAAAUCAGAACCAAUGCCACAUCGUCAUCACAUUCAGCUCCCUUCAUUCACAUUUUAACGCAAAAAACACUUUUAAGGACCUGACGUUAAGAACAAGACGAGAGCGAGACUCAUUGUUUCUAGUUACAUAAGAUAAGACUAUAAGCGUUUUUUGAAAUAAAUGUUUUGUUACCAAAA
Nasonia vitripennis (jewel wasp) is the source of this 1774-nucleotide messenger RNA. RefSeq names its product succinate--CoA ligase [GDP-forming] subunit beta, mitochondrial (gene ScsbetaG). Gene Ontology annotation, molecular function: succinate-CoA ligase (GDP-forming) activity; ATP binding. Lineage: Eukaryota; Metazoa; Arthropoda; Insecta; Hymenoptera; Pteromalidae. Gene Ontology annotation, biological process: tricarboxylic acid cycle; succinyl-CoA metabolic process. The transcript is spliced from 8 exons. The coding region runs from base 205 to 1530 and encodes 441 amino acids. The record is from RefSeq and is a predicted model, not a curated record. Gene Ontology annotation, cellular component: mitochondrion; succinate-CoA ligase complex.